AUGAGCAAAGUUGCUAAUAAAGCUGUUGCCUUUAUCAACAGGAACACUCUUCCCACUAUUGUAUCCGAGGAGCUGGACCUCGACGCAUGCUACAAGGACGACGAAAUAGUGGUUAAGAUUCACGCAGCAGGACUGAAUCCAGUGGAUUUCGCUCUUCAGUUUUUUGCCUACCCUUGGCUUGUCAAUAAACAGCCCAAGGCGUAUGGAAGAGAUUACAGCGGUGAAAUUGUCAGAGCUGGCAAAAAUGUGAAAAACUUUGAGGUUGGUGAAAGGAUUACUGGCAUGUUCAAUCACUUCUUUGGUAAACAGGGCUCCUUGAGCAAUUAUCUCGUUUUCAGUCCUGACAAGCACCCCGCAACCGUCAAGAUGCCUGCGUUCAACGAUGCGAAAUACGACGACUACGUGUUGAACGCGGCAUGGCCGUUGGUUUUUAGCACUGCGCACCAGGUCUUGAUGGGCGGGUCUCGUCCAAAACUGGGGCCCAAGUCCAACAUCCUUGUGAUCGGAGCCAGCACGGCGGUCUCCAAUUCUUUUGUUCAAAUUGCCAAAAAUCAUUUGGAAGUUGGUAACGUGGUUGGUAUUUGCUCUGCGAAAUCCUUUGAACACAACCAAGCUCUUGGGUUUGAUCAUUUGGUCGCGUAUGAUGAGGGAAACACGGUGUCCCAAGUCAAAGAACUGAUCAAAAAUGAACUCAACAACGAGAAAUUCGAUCUAAUAUUUGACUCGGUUGGUAGCAGUGACUUUUUCGGGUCCAUUGACGACGUUCUGAAGCAUAAAAGUGAAAACUCCUAUUACCUGACCAUUGUGGGCGACCAUAAAAUGGACUACAACAAUCUCAAUUUUAUGAAUGCUAUGCCUGGGUGGGAGAGCUUGAAAAGGUUGGGCCCUUUCCGGAGGUACAACUUCCAAAGUAUCUUGUGUAAAGAGGAUUCCGAUAGUGUAAAGCUCGCUUCUCAAUUAAUCGCGGAGAAGAAAUUUAAGCCUGCCAUUGAUUCGGUUUACGACUUUGAUCAGUACUCAGAGGCGUUGAAAAAACUCAAGUCGAAUAAGACCAAGGGCAAAGUUGUGGUCAAAGUAACUUGA
Messenger RNA from Lachancea nothofagi CBS 11611, 1083 nucleotides. Lineage: Eukaryota; Fungi; Ascomycota; Saccharomycetes; Saccharomycetales; Saccharomycetaceae. The record is from the annotation of a GenBank genome assembly.